This is a messenger RNA of Spinacia oleracea (spinach), 951 nucleotides long. RefSeq lists its product as uncharacterized. The transcript has 2 exons. The record is from RefSeq and is a predicted model, not a curated record. Bases 1 to 951 code for a protein of 316 amino acids. Lineage: Eukaryota; Viridiplantae; Streptophyta; Magnoliopsida; Caryophyllales; Amaranthaceae. Gene Ontology annotation, molecular function: nucleic acid binding; RNA-DNA hybrid ribonuclease activity.
AUGGACGCAGGGUUUAUACGCCCAUGUCAGUACCCAGACUGGGUGGCCAAUGUAGUACUAGUGCCCAAGCCCAAUGGGACGUGGAGAAUGUGUGUCGAUUACACAGAUUUAAACAAAGCCUGCCCCAAAGACAGCUUUCCAUUACCAAAGAUAGAUCGCCUCGUCGAUUCGACAGCAGGGCAUGCUAUGAUGAGCUUUAUGGACGCCUACUCUAGAUUCCAUCAGAUUCCAUUAUGGCCUGAAGACCAGGAGAAGACAUCGUUUGUCACAGAGCAGGGUCUUUACUGUUACAAGGUGAUGUCGUUCGGCCUAAAAAAUGCACCAGCCACCUUCCAACGCUUAGUGAACACAGUUUUUGCAAAGCAGCUUGGAAGGAACAUAGAGGCUUAUAUUGAUGACAUGAUUAGGGAUGAAGUACAUCUACCCGUCUACUUCAUCAGCCAUAUGCUACAGAACGCCGAGCUUAAGUACCCUACUAUUGAAAAAUUCGGCUUUGCCCUAUUCUUGGCUAGUAAGAAGCUUCGCCUUUACUUCUUGGCCCACAGUCUGAUAGUAUACACAGAUCAACCUCUGAAACAGCCAUUUACCAAUCUGGAAGGGUCCGGGAGAAUGCUCAAUUGGGCAAUUGAACUCAAUGCAUUCGUUAUUUCAUAUGAGCCGCGGAAGGCAAUAAAGGGGCAGGCCUUUGCUGACUUUAUUGUGGAAAUGACUAGGCCAGCCCACUUGAAAAAUGACAAGACACAAUGGGUAGUCCGUGUGGAUGGGUCCGCUACCCAAAAUGGGUGUGGAGCCGGCAUCAUCUACGAAUCGCCAGAGGGGGACGUCUAUGAGUAUGCAAUGCGCUUCAACUUUCAGGCGUCAAACAAUGAAGCUGAGUAUGAGGCUUUAAUAUGUGGAAUUCAAAUGAGCAAAGCAGCCGGAGCAGCAGAGGUCUUGGUCUUAUCUGACUGA